Molecule: messenger RNA, 2478 nt
Organism: Triticum dicoccoides
Lineage: Eukaryota; Viridiplantae; Streptophyta; Magnoliopsida; Poales; Poaceae
Product: disease resistance protein PIK6-NP-like
Exons: 1
Coding region: 1-2478 (825 amino acids)
Biological process (GO): defense response to other organism
Molecular function (GO): ADP binding
Source: RefSeq, a predicted model, not a curated record
AUGAGGUAUGGAGUCAUCGUGCCAUCUGCUGCUGACCAAGACGAUGCAAUAUUCAAUGCAAACUUCUUGGAUCCAUUGGUGGCAGGCGAAGAGGAAGAUGUUCAUAGACACGCUCUAUCUGCAACAGACGUUGAACCGCCAGAUGAUGUGAAUAUUCUUGUAAAAGAAAGCAUCGAUCAGAUGAUCGAGUGGUUGAAGGAAGCACCUGUUGCUGUUGGAGAUCGUGAACCACAGCCGAGGAUCAUCCCUAUCCUAUGGAAUUCACACAAUCCAAAGGAAGAAGAAGACUUAGCAGUCCGUCUUGCACAAGAAGUGUACCAACAUCCCUCCUUGGUGGCCUCAUUUGAUUGCAAGGCCUGGAUACGCGUCGGAAGGAGCUGUGAUCUACACCAUAUAUUGCAGGAAAUACUUGUAAAAGUAGAACCCCUUCCAAUUCCAGAUGUAGAAGAAAACACGCUGAGGACCGAUACAGAUCAAAGUUCGGAAACAACAGUGGGUGAUGAGGCCAUGGAACUCGCCAAGAAACCUCUGGACUAUCUGAAAGGUAAACGUAUCUUGAUUGUUCUUGACAAUGUGCCAGAGAGACUACCAUGGGAUAACAUACGAUCUGCUUUAUCUCAUAGUAGCUAUGAUUGCUCUCCCGGUAGCGCUAUAGUCAUCACGACAUGGUCAGAUGAUGUAGCAAAUUCAUCGUCUCCGUACAAGAUAUUGAAACCACAAAGUUGUUUUUUUGUUUUCUACGAUAAAGCAAGGGAGCUUACUGGUGGAUCUGAUAACAACACUAUGGAGAAUGUAGGGCGUAUCUUAGGAGCAUGUUACCCUGAGGUCUUCGCAAUGGAAAUCUUCCUACAUCUUCUGCAUGUCAAUCCGAACAGGAGUAGGACACAGCUAGGCAACUUUGUGAAAAAAUUACCAGAUUGUGGGUCAUACAAGAGAGCUGCAAAGCAAAUGGUAAGAUUCUCGUACAAUGACUUGCCAACCAAGUACAGGAGCUGCUUGUUGUACCUAGCUAUCUCUCCAGAGAAUAACCGCAUUAGGAGAACAACUGUAUCUAGAAGAUGGAUAGCUGAAGGCCUCAUAGCUACAAGAGAGAAUCGCCCGGAAGAUGAAGCUGAUCGCUGUUUUGAUGCCCUCGUCUCCUGGGGACUUAUUAAUCCUGGUGAAAUCAGUGAUGCAGGCAAGAUCAAGAGCUACACAAUGCAUCAUGUGGUUCGUGAAGUCAUAGCCAGGAUUGCUAAAGAUCUAAACUUUGCCAAUUCAGACCUGUCGCCUGAUUUGGCUCGCCACCUUCCUGUUCACCAUGGAAUAGGACUGCAAGCUUCUCAUUACAGUUAUCCUGUGGCAUCUGGUGGCAAUGGCAUCGUAGCACUUCUUCCAUAUCUGUCCAAGUCAUCCCAGUGGCAGCUAUUGAGAAUGUUGGACCUAGAAGGCUGCAAAGGCUUGAAGAAGCAUCAUUGGAAGAGCAUCUGUAAGAUAUUGUUGCUCAAGUACUUGAGCCUCAGGAACACGGAUGUCAGUCAACUGCCGAAGAAAAUCGAGAACUUGCAGUGCUUGGAGACUCUGGAUAUCCGGCAAACAGUGGUGAGGGCAUUCUCCACAAAGUCAGUCAUCCUUCCAAUGCUGAAGCAUCUGCUUGCUGGCCAGACAGAUUCUCCAAGCAACAACACUGAUGGGUUUAAGGAGUCGUUUACAACAGUGCGCCUUCCUAGUGGCAUCCGAAGAAUGGUAAAAUUGGAGGUGUUGUCCCAUGUUGAAGUUUCCGACAAUGUUGAUGGUUUAGUUGACAUUGGCCAGCUGCUACAGCUGAGGAAUCUGGGUCUAGUUCUCCAUGGUAACAAUGGUUGCUUGGGUCUUGUACUUCAACAGGUGGAGAAGGUGUGUGCCUGCCUCCGCUCUUUGUCAAUCCGAGUGAACAAACUGGACAGAAGUGAGGGUAGUCAUGAUGGGGAGGAGGUGUUUGAACUAACCUCACCUCCAAAACUUCUUGAGAGCCUAAACAUCAGUGGCAUCACAAGUGGGCUUCCUGUCUGGAUUGCAGAGCUCGAUCAACUUUCCAAGAUAACAUUAAGUGAGACUUAUCUGGGCGAAGCUGCAGUACGCACACUUGGAAGGCUUAGAAUCCUGCGCUGCCUCAAGCUGAAGUGCAAGUCAUUCGCCCAAAGCGAUCUCAGCUUCAAGGAAGAAGAAUUCCAGAGUCUCAAGUCUCUGGUCGUUGAGGGAAGUGACAUCACCAGCAUUACCUUUGAUGCGGGAGCGGGUCCUCAGCUCGAAAUGAUUGUCUGGUCUUUUGCCAAAAUGGAUUCAAUUUCUGGAAUCCACCACCUUCCCGGGUUGAAGAAGCUGGAGCUGAACGGUGACUGCAACCUGGACCAGGUGAGUGAAGCAAUGGAAAAGCAUCCCAACCGUCCUUGUUUCAAGCAUAAUGGACAGCAUCAACACCAAGAAGCUGGAGCAAUGGCUGCUGCCUCGUCUGCAUGA